Messenger RNA from Scatophagus argus, 5629 nucleotides. RefSeq names its product lysine (K)-specific demethylase 2Ab (gene kdm2ab). The record is from RefSeq and is a predicted model, not a curated record. Gene Ontology annotation, biological process: regulation of transcription by RNA polymerase II; protein demethylation. Bases 225 to 4214 code for a protein of 1329 amino acids. Gene Ontology annotation, molecular function: DNA binding; transcription coregulator activity; histone demethylase activity. Lineage: Eukaryota; Metazoa; Chordata; Actinopteri; Scatophagidae. The transcript has 22 exons.
CUUUUUUUUUUUUCGUGCGUGUAUGUGUGUGUUUUUUGACCAGCUGAAAAUGGCGGCUCGAAGCGUCGAAUCGUCUUAACUUUAUCGCACAAUAAUAAACAUAACAAUAUACACAGCUGUUAUCACAUAACAUGGGGAGAAACUUUUCUGAGAAGCCUCAGAUGCUCUAGUUGGGAGAGAGCUUUGACCAGUACGGCUAAAAGGAGUUAAAACGCAGAGAUAUUAUGGACGAUCCUCAUACACGCUACAGCAAACGCCUGCGUACUGGUACGCGGCGCCGAUAUCAGGACGAUGGAAUCUCGGAUGACGAAAUCGAAGGGAAACGAACGUUUGACCUGGACGAAAAGUUGCAGUGCGUCAGGUUUAGCUCUGACUUGAUCAAACACAUGGAGGGUAAAGAUUUUACAUUUGAGUACAUCCAGAGAGAAGGACUCAGGGACCCAAUUGUCUUUGAUACCGUGGAGGGCCUUGGCAUACAAAUGCCAGACCCUGAUUUUAGUGUGAGUGAUGUCAAAUUGUUUGUUGGUAGUCGACGCAUUGUAGACGUGAUGGAUGUGAACACCCAGAAGGGAAUUGAGAUGUCAAUGGCUCAGUGGCGACGCUACUAUGAGACACCGCCAUCAGAAAGAGAAAAACUCUACAAUGUCAUCAGCCUGGAGUUCAGCCACACGAGACUGGAGAAUCUAGUCAAACGACCAGCCUCUGUGGAUCUCAUUGACUGGGUGGACAACAUGUGGCCCCGCCAUCUCAAGGAGAGACAGAGAGAUUCCACUAAUGCCAUCAUAGACAUGCAUUAUCCCAAAGUACAAAAGUACUGUCUCAUGAGUGUGCAGGGUUGCUUCACAGAUUUCCACAUUGACUUUGGAGGCACUUCAGUCUGGUACCACAUCCUGCGUGGAGAAAAGGUAUUCUGGCUGAUUCCACCCACACCACAGAAUCUGGAGAUGUAUGAGAACUGGGUUUUGUCAGGAAAACAGGGAGACAUCUUCUUGGGGGACAAGUGUCACGACUGUCAGAGAAUAGAGCUCAAGCAGGGAAAUACCUUCAUAAUCCCCUCAGGUUGGAUUCAUGCUGUGUAUACCCCAGAGGACACGUUGGUGUUUGGAGGGAAUUUCCUCCACAGCUUUAACAUCCCCAUGCAGCUCAACAUCUACAGCAUUGAGGAUCGCACACGAGUGCCAUCAAAGUUUCGCUACCCAUUCUACUAUGAGAUGUGCUGGUAUGUCCUGGAGAGAUACCUUUACUGUCUGACCAACAUCUCCCACCUCACUCCUGAGUUCCAGAAAUACUCCCUAGGCAUAGGACUGACCCCAACUGACCUUGAAACCUAUGAUCAUGCUGGGAAUGGCACCUCGAAUGGAGUUGACAGUGACACUGAAAACGAGAAGGUCGAGUUCGAGGAAGAAAAAGUCAAAGAAGAAGAGACGGCUCCGAUGGCUCAAGUUACCGCACCUAAGCACUUGCUGACGACUUUUGAGCUGGAGGGACUGUGUAACCUCUUGGGGAAGCUGGAGGAGCUGCCGUCCCACAAAAAGUGUGUCCCUGCGGGCAUCAGGAACCCCACAGCCCUGCUCAACCACAUGAGGGCUGUUCUGAAGGAGCACGCCAAUGAUGACCCCAGUCUGGCCUACACCGGAGAGCCCAUUGUCAAGUGGCCCGCAAGGCCACCAUGGUACCAGGCCCCAGCUCCUCCUCCCACUGUCCUUUACCGUCCUCGCUUAGGCCCCACCCUCCACAAAUCUCUUGGUCAGAAGCGCACCAAACGCUCCUCCAUCUCGGCCCUGAGGCGCAGACGGGUCAGGUGCAAGCGCUGUGCCGCCUGCUGCAGGAAGGAGUGCGGCAACUGCCAUUACUGCCACGACAUGAGGAAGUUUGGUGGGCCUGGACGUAUGAAGAAGAGUUGUAUCAUGAGACAGUGUCUAGCGCCUGCAUUGCCGAACACAGCGCGAUGUGCCAUAUGUGGAGAAGGAGAAUCAGAUGAAUCAAAUCCGAGCACUCACUCACUCAUGGAGUGCUCCGUCUGUUCGCAGAUUGCCCAUCGUCAGUGCAUUAAGGAACCUGGUGAGGGGAAGAUCAAUAAGGAUUUGCCCAGCUGCUGGGAAUGUCCCAAAUGUUACCAAGGCAAAGACUCAGCAUCAGAGUCUUCCAGCGACGAGGGAAGCGAAGAGUCAGAGGGCUCAACCUCCUUGCCGCCGUCCAAACUUGCUGAUCGGGAAGGGAUCGGUGUAGGUGAAGGGGUGAGACGAGGGAGACGCAGUGGACCCACAUCCCUACCCACAGCACCGCCACCUUCUCAGAAACUGCUGCUGCAGCAUCAACAGAGCCGCAAAAGAGCAAGUGCACUGGAGCUCAGACUUAAGAAGAGGAUAAAACUGGAGAGAAACAAACUCUUAACAAAACAGUCGUCUUUAGAUAGCUCUCACAGGCUGCUGGGCUCCAGGGUGCUGUCCCGGAUGCGGUCCCCAGCCAGCAGCCUAUCUCAGGGCAGAGGCCGGGGCUCCACCUGGGCAAGUGACCCCCCUUACCAUAGCUCUCCAGGAGGGGCUGGGUCCUUUCAGCAGUCUUCCCUCGGUUUGGUACUUGAGCCCAAGGGAGAACCUCGCAGGGGGAGGGGAAGAGGGGUGAGACUGCGGGGAGGAGGAGCAGGAAGAGGAAUCAUAAGUGGUGGAAGCCAUGAAGAGUUGGAUGAAGAGAGUGAGGACAGCAGCAGCAGCAGCAGCACCAACAGCAGCAGCAGUGAUGACGAGGAAGAGGAGAGGGGGCAUAACAGUGGGAGGGGACUGGAUAAAGAGAACCAGCCACAGUCCAGGCGAGGAGAACGGGCAGCCAAAGAGAGAGAAGAGGUAGGGGGUGAAGUGGCCAACCAAAAUGGUGCAGAGGAGGAUGACGAGGAGGAGAUGGAGCAGAACAGUCAAACAGGGGAGAAAGAUGGCUCGUAUCUAAAAGUGACACUCCAAAAACCAACCAGGGCCAAGCGGGACCCAUCAGCAAUUGUUCCCAAAUUAGAGGCUGUCGCCACUCAAACUGCCACUUCCACAAUACACAACCAGACCAGAGCCCUUGUCAGACCUCCCAUUAGAAAUCGAGGACCCUGUCCUGAUCUGCACUCCAAUAGGCACACACCACCACACACUCGCAGUGGUCACACUGUCACUCGUACCUCCCACCUAGAGAGACUCGAAGCCUCGAAAAGAACGACGGCAAACAGACCGGCUAAACUGAACAAUGGCGCCUCUUGUUCUUCAUCUUCUGAGCUCCCUCAUGUCCGCAUCCCUCUGUCUGCCCUGCAGGAAGGGGGGAGUGAGGCAGACAGAGAGAACGGUGGGAGUGGGCCAGGCUGUGAGAGAGAGGUGUGGGUGUCUGUCUUCCGCUACUUAAGUCGAGCUGAUCUCUGCGUGUGCAUGGCUGUCUGCAAGAACUGGUACAAAUGGUGCUUAGAUAAGCGUCUUUGGGCACGGAUUGACCUGAGCAUCAAACGCACAGUUACUCCUCAGGCCCUAACAGGCAUCAUAAAGAGGCAACCGGUCACACUCGAUCUCUCUUGGACCAACAUCUCUAAAAAGCAGCUGAACUGGCUUGUUGGUCGCCUUCCUGGGCUGAAGGAUCUGAUGCUGGCAGGUUGUUCCUGGUCAUCUAUUUCAGCUCUGUGCUCUUCUGGAUGCCCUCUCCUACGUUCUCUGGAUCUGCGUUAUGCAGACGGGGUCAAGGACUCUCAGAUCAGGGAUCUCAUCACCCCUCCAGGUGAGGAAAGAAAAGCCUUUUCUUCCUUUAUAUUCCUUCCAUUCUUCCCACAUAACCCCUAUAUCUCUGUUCCAGGCUGUGACAAUCGCAGUCAGUUGCGGACCAUGCACUCUUUGCGACUAGCAGGCCUAGACAUCAGCGACUCCACUCUGCGCCUGGUGAUCCGCCACAUGCCCCAUUUAACAAAACUGGACCUCUCCCAUUGUAACAGCCUCACCGAUCACUCCAUCAACCUGCUGACUGCAGUGGGCUCGUCCACCCGAAACACGCUCACAGAACUCAACCUGGGAGGCUGCAGUAAAUUGACAGACACGUGUUUAAAGUAUCUCCGCCGCCUCUCUUGCAUCUCACUGCUCGACCUGCGAGGCUGUAAAGGUGUUUCCCGUAAGGCCUGUGAGGCCUUCAUCUCCGAGCUGUCCGUCAACACGCUCUACUGCCUCUCAGAUGAAAAACUGAUCCAGAGGAUAUCCUAAACACUUCCCUCCUCUGACUGCGGAGGUGAUUUGAGGUGCAAAGGCAAGAGAGCUGAAUCCGAUGUGAAUGUGUGUGAGAGGAGAAAAAGGACACAGACAAAAUUCACAUGCACCUGUAACACGUGAAGGGAAGGGCGUGGUCUAAACUGCGAGUGUCUACUCACUUAACUGGUGUUGGUGGACGGGGUUGUCACAGCUGGAUCAAUGUUUCAACAUUAUAUACAUUUAUUUUCCAGUGUACCUAAAAAAAAAAAAAAAGACUCAGGAGCUUUUUUUCUGUUCUUUUGGGAACUGAUGGUGUUUGGGGGAAAAGCAAUUUUUUUUUAUUGCCAGGAGUGGGAGAAAAUGGACAAUUAAUUAGCUGCAUCCUACACGUCCUUUGGAUAACCAAGCAUUCAGCUCUUCUUUGGACGGAUGACAGUCUCGACUCUCAUCCUUGAGAGAGAUAAGCAAAGACUUAAAAGUUCCAUCUAUGAGCUAGAGCUGCUGUUUGGCUGAUAAAGUAAAGUCUAUUUAUCAUUUGCCUAAUUUUAACUCAUUUGAUUUCAGCUACAUUUUGGUGCUCCAAAUAGAUGGUAAUUUUUUUUUUUUUUUUGUCAGAUUCAAGAGGGCAAGUGUGAAGUGUUUGAUGAGUUACGCUUUAUGCACAACAUCUAUGCUUUGGGAUUUUUAUGUUAUUUUUUUUUUUUAAGUGAGUGGCUCGAACAGCAAGUGUUCAUCAGUUCAGCUUAAUAAGGCACUUGAGUGCAACAGUAGUCCAGUGGUGUACUUGACAAACAUACAUGGACAUUGAGUGACUGUGGUAUAAAAGGGUAAAUAGACAGUGUGAGAAGGCAAUCGACAUGGCAACAAGACCUCACCCCCUCAGAGGGCAGGUUGCAUUAAGUGUACGGGCUAAGCCAAGGAUUAGGUGUCAGAUGAAUGGUGCAUCUUCAAACAACCGUUAGAAUUCAGGUGCUAUUAUUUCCAAACUCCUCUAGGCUUUGUUUUUGUACAGAGACAACAUUUAGAGCAAAUGUGUUAAUAUUCUAGAUGAAACUGCUCCCCACCGCUCUUUGAUACACUUUUUGCUUUUCCUGGAUGAAAAAUGUGACUAUCUAAUUUUCACCGAAUUUCAUGACCUUGUCCAAUUCAGUGUAGAGAUGUAUGAUUUUGUGUGGGCGGGGUGUUGCUCAUUUCUUUGUUCCCUUCAAAGUGUAGUGGUUCUGUUUCAGCGGUCCCCUCACAGUCUACUUUCUGGGCCAUAUCCCUUCAAAUGAAUAUAAGUAUAUAAAUAUAUACUUUUGUGUAAAUGUGUUCUCUCUUUUCGAGUAUAAAAACGGGAAUCUUGUAGCAUUGUAAUUAUUUUCAGAAGCCUUUUUCACUUUAUGUUAUUUGUGUUAUUUUUCAAGAAAAAUAAAAAAAAUGACAGACGA